Mus caroli (Ryukyu mouse) is the source of this 4202-nucleotide messenger RNA. RefSeq names its product ribonucleoprotein, PTB binding 2 (gene Raver2). NCBI's taxonomy places the organism in Eukaryota, Metazoa, Chordata, Mammalia, Rodentia, Muridae. Gene Ontology annotation, molecular function: mRNA binding. The record is from RefSeq and is a predicted model, not a curated record. Gene Ontology annotation, cellular component: nucleus.
UGCGGCGCCUCCCCCGCCCGCGCGCCCUUGCUCCGCGUCCGGCCCGCCUCGCCCCCGCGCGGCCUCUCCGCUUUCUCUCCCGCUUCGCUCCGGCCUCUCCGAGUCUGCAGCGGGGCGCCGGGAAGAUGGCGGCGCGGGGAGGCGGCGCGGGGGGCGCGGGCUCGGGAUCCGGACCCUCUGCUGGGACGGCGGGGGAGGCCGCGGAGCCCGCGCUGCGCCCGGGGGAGGUGGCUGCGCUGCACCCCCAGGAGGUGGCUGCACGGCUGCAGCGGAUGCGACGGGAGCUGAGCAACCGGCGGAAAAUCCUAGUGAAAAACCUGCCCCAGGACAGCAGCUCCCAGGAGGUUCAUGAGUUAUUACAGGACUAUGAGCUAAAGUAUUGCUAUGUGGACAGGAAUAAACGAACAGCUUUUGUUACCUUAUUGAAUGGGGAGCAGGCGCAGAGUGCGAUUCAGAGGUUUCAUCAGUUUUCUUUCCGAGGCAGAGAGUUGACAGUGCAGCUGCAGCCCACAGACGCUCUCUUGUGCAUCACCAACCUGCCCGUCUCCUUCACCUUAGAAGAGUUUGAAGAACUCGUCCGUGCCUAUGGCAACAUCGAGAGAUGUUUUUUGGUCUACAGCGAAGUUACUGGCCACUCCAAAGGCUACGGGUUUGUGGAGUACAUGAAGAAGGACUUUGCUGCCAAGGCCAGACUGGAGCUACUGGGCAGGCAGAUGGGAGCCUCGGCGCUCUUUGCACAGUGGAUGGAUGUUAAUCUCUUGGCCUCGGAGCUCAUCCAUUCUAAGUGCCUUUGUAUAGAUAAACUCCCCAGUGACUACAGCGAUUCGGAAGAGCUCUUACAACUUUUUUCCGGUAUCCAUAAACCUGUGUUCUGCCAGCUUGCACAGGAUGAAGGAAGUCACGGUGGUGGCUUUGCAGUGGUUGAAUAUAGCACUGCGGAGCAUGCCGAAGAGGUUCAGCAGGUGGCAGAUGGCAUCACCAUCAAGGGGAGCCAAGUUCAACUGUCCUUCUGCGCCCCAGGAGCACCAGGGCGAAGCACUCUAGCAGUCCUCAUAGCAGCUCAGCGCGCGAUGCACAGUCAUCAAAAGGGAUUACUGCCAGAACCCAAUCCGGUACAGAUUAUGAAAAGUUUAAACAAUCCUGCCAUGUUACAAGUUCUUCUGCAGCCCCAGCUAUGUGGACGAGCCAUGAAGCCAGUUCUCGGAGUCGCACCCAGCUUAUCUCACCUGCUGAGUCCGUCCCUCCCCUCCGCCAUUUUACACUUCAGUAAAGCACAGCAGAGCUCAGCUGUGGGUAAUACGUCGUCCUUAAUCCUUCAGAACCUGUCUCCCUUGCCCUUGAUACAGCAACAGUUGAUGAAGUUUGACAAUGCCCACACUAACAAUAAGCCUGGCUUGCUGGGAGAGCCUCCUGCCAUGGUACUGCAGCCUGCUCUGGCAAUAGGGCCACCGCUUCCACUGAAAACGGACCUGGGACACCAUGGCGAAGCACACAAAACGUCUAACCUGAUUCCACCUCAGACGACACUGGCAGCCGGGCUGGGCAUGCUGCCGUUCUUCUCAAACCAGCUCCCUGCUGGACAAGCCGGCCCGGGGCGUGGGACCACUCAAGAGAAACAGUCAGCCUCUGUGAGCAUCAGCGAAGCUAGCUUCUCAGGGUCGCAGCAUUACCUGCAGACCUUCCCAGGCCUUCCUACUGGAGGCCCGCUGACAGGCAACCAGAAGGCACUGCAGAGCCAGCCAAAAGGCACAGAGGCUGCCUCUAAGAAUCAGACUUCACUCUUGGGAGAACCACCAAAAGAGAUCCGGCUCAGUAAAAAUCCAUAUUUGAAUUUGGCAAGUGUGCUACCCAGUGUGUGCCUAUCCACUGCAGGUAAAGGCAUGCCUCCGAAGACUGGAAUUGCGAGCAGCAUUCUGGAUGCGAUCUCUCAGGGAAGCGAAUCCCAGCAUGCACUGGAGAAGUGCAUUGCCUAUUCUCCAUCUUUCGAGGAUUAUGCCCAGGCGUCCUCCUUGAGGAAUGAGAAGCGAGGCUCCUCCUAUCUCAUCUCUGCCCCAGAAGGAGGCCCGGUAGAACUUGCUGGCCAGCACCCUCAGGACACCGGAGUGAGCUACACAGAAACCUACUUGAAAAAGAAGCGUGUGUACUAAGCUCCGUGUCUCCUGCCCGCCUGCUGCGGUCCGGUCUGGUCCACCGCGGCACCUGCUGCUCAUCGCUGCCUUAACUUCAUUCACACUAGCCAUAUCCUUUCAAUACGGGUGUCUGACUUCCCAGAAGGAACUGUCAUGCAGCAGGCAGAUCAGCCAAAUACCCACCUAGCAAUAAGAAACACCACUGGCCGAGGGCAUUUCCACUAGCAUUAGAUGUGUCUUAAUCCACGUGAUAACGACUCCGCUCACAGGAGAGUCCGCAUUCCAAUAGUCCUUGUUUCGGGCCUGGGAACAAUUUUGACAUCAUAUAUAAAGUCUGAAGCAAUAACUGGGAAACUGUUUUGUUUCCUUAGCCUUAGAAUGAAUUUCGUAUAAGCCAAUGUGCAUUUACCUUACUCUCCCCUAAGAAUAGUCUCAUCUGUAGUCUUUCCUUAAACUGCAAGGGUGGCGGUACCACCCAGUGAUGACGACAGAUGCUCGUCAUGCAGACUCCAUUAGCUCUACAAAGCCACAUAAUCCCAACCCAGGGGCAGAGUGAAAGUGAUGUGACUUCAGAUGCCUCACUUCCGGAGUAUCAUUUACCAUAUAUACCUUUUGUGGAAAACAAAGUAUUUCAGGAAAAGUAACUUUUGUACAUAAUACAAGGGUUAGCAGAGUACACACUAUAGGGCCACAUGGAGUCCAUCACCUAUCUUUGUGCUGCCUGUGAAUCAAGUGAGGACAUUUCUAAACGUCUGGGGGUAGGGGAGGACUUACAACAUGAAACUGCAGUUUCAAUGUCCCCAAGAUGAUAAUGGGAACACAGUGAGGCUUGCUCAUUUACAUAUUAUGAAGUUACUUUUGUGUCACAAUGGGAACUGAGUAGCCUCGAGAACCACAGAGCCUGCAAUGGCAGGGGUGUUUACUCUCUUGCCGUGAAGGUCUCGUCCCUAAACAGGGCCGAGCCCCGGCAGAGCAAUGCACACAGCCUUUCCUGAGGGAGGCCGUGGACAGCGUGGGGCAGUUCUGAGCUAACAGGCUCUACCUCACUCUGGUUUAUUACUCAUUCUUUGGUAGUUGUUAAACUGAAAGGAAAUGGCCAUUUAAUCCAAUUCACUUCUGAAAGAACACUUGUCUUUAUUAGUCUGGCUUUUGACUUCACCCUUUGCCGAAGAAGAUCUUGGUAUUAAGUGAGCAACCUUUUUCCAUCUAAAAAUUUCUAUGUGUUCAUUGUUAAGAGACUAUAACUGAUGAAGUGUAGGGUCUCAAUGAUCCUAGAUCAGAUCAUUAAAAAACCUUAUUUGGAGGACUUAUCAUUUUUGACUGAUAUAGCUCUCCAGCAUUAAUUAUAAAAUCUAAAACUGGUACAUAUGUUACAUGUUUUAUAAUGAAUUUUACCUGGUCUAAUUUAUUGCAUAUACCAGCUUUCAUUGAAAAAACUGGUGGCUAAAAAAUGAAAGGAAGACCGUCCUAGCAUGCUUCCUAUAGGUGAGGACCAGGGUGAGGUCAUGCAGAUGACUAAUGGUGUGCUCGGACCCUGCACCUCCUGCCUCUGGCUGCAGCUCUCAGCCUCUGCAGGACUAAGUCACAGAAUAGUGGAAGCUAGUGACUGCCAUCUGGGAGCUGCAGGGUGAGGAGGAAGCAGUGGAGGGAACUUAGAGACACUUCACAUUCCAUGUGGGUCCUCUACUGUGCCAGCCUGUGCCCGUUAUUACAAGACAGAAGUGCAAAUCAAGUGAUGUUAGUACAAGGUCAUUACAACCAACCCCCCAAAGUCUACGCUGUUAGUUUUCUGUGUCAGCUAAUGGUUUGAAAUGCUUUUCAAGAUGCAAACUUAAUAUUAAAAGGCAUAUGCAUGUGAAGUCUUUAGUAUGUUUAUUGUAUAAAGAGUAAACAAAGUGCAUAUAGAGCGAGACACAGGUUUGACGUAAACAGGGCUAUGGUGAUAUACAGCAACUAAACCAAUUUAAAUGGCAACUGUACUACUGUUGCUACUAAACUGAUAUUGAAUUCUUUGGGAAAAGGGCUCAAAAGGUGAAAAAAUAUCAAACAAGUAUUAAACAGCAUUAAUAAGUU